UGCGCUCCGGUGCCCGCCACGCCGGGCGCGAUGCGGUCCUGGACGGCCCUGGGCCUGGCCCUGAGUCUGCAGCUGGCGCUGACGCGAAGCAGCGCCGAGAACGGUCCCCCAGCAUCAGCCCCCCAGGGGGACCUGCUGUUCCUGCUGGACAGUUCAGCCAGUGUGUCACACUACGAGUUCUCCCGUGUCCGGGAGUUUGUGGGGCAGCUAGUGGCUCCACUGCCCAUGGGCCCCGAGGCCCUUCGUGCCAGCCUGGUGCAUGUGGGCAGCCAGCCACACAUGGAGUUCCUCUUCAACCAGCACAGUUCUGGGCAGGCUGUCCAGGAUGCCAUACUUGCUGCUGCCCAGCGUAUGGGCGACACCAAUACAGGCCUGGCACUGGCUUAUGUCAAGGAGCAGCUAUUUGCUGAGGCAGCAGGUGCCCGUCCAGGAGUCCCCAAGGUACUAGUAUGGGUAACAGAUGGGGGCUCCAGUGACCCCGUGGGCCCACCCAUGCAGGAGCUCAAGGAUCUUGGUGUCACCGUCUUCAUUAUCAACACUGGCCGAGGCAACCUGCUGGAGCUGUCAGCAGCUGCCUCGGCCCCUGCUGAGAAGCACCUGCACUUCGUGGACGUGGAUGACCUGCACAUCAUCACUCCCGAGCUCCGAGGCUCCAUUCUUGAUGCCAUGCAGCCUCAACAGCUCCACACCUCGGAGAUUAUGCCCACUGGCUUCCGACUUGCGUGGCCGCCCCUGUUGACCUCGGACUCCGGUUACUACGUGUUGGAGGUGGUGCCCAGCGGGCAACCAGGGGCCGUGAGACGCCAGCAGUUGCCAGGGAAUGCCACUGGCUGGACCUGGACCGGCCUCAACCCUGACACAGACUACGACGUGGCGCUGCUGCCCGAGUCUAACGUGCGCCUCCUGAGUCCACAGCACGUGCGAGUUCGCACGUUACCAGAGGAGGUCGGUCCGGAGCGCAUCGUCAUCUCGCAUGCCAGGCCGCGCAGCCUCCGCGUGAGCUGGGCCCCCGCGCUGGGACCGGCUGCUGCGCUUGGCUACCACGUGCAGCUCGGGCCGCUGCAGGGCGGCGCGGUGCAGCGCGUGGAGGUGCCCGCGGACAGCAACAGCACCACUCUCCAGGGCCUGACGCCCGACACCGCCUACCUGGUAACUGUGACCGCCGCCUUUCGCUCGGGCCGCGAGAGGGCGCUGUCAGCCAAGGCUUGCACGCCUGCGGCUGGGCGGAGCCGCGCCUUGAGUAAACCCUUUGCCCGGGCCCCUGGCCAGUGAGCUGCUCGCCCUGCCCACCCGAGGGCCCCUCGUCUCGACGAGGCGCCGCCGCCGCCGCCUAGCUGAGGUUUUGCCCGGGCGAUGGGGGUGGGAGUAGCCGAUCCUGCCUUUGCCCCGCGAGACCCCCAGUCCUUUCUCUGCAGGCCUGCCAGGGGUGCACUUGCCUUCCGGGACCCAGGCCUAGUCUGACUCCUGAGACCUUGCUGCACUCUGGCCGCGCGGGGUAGUGUCAGACCUCUGCUGUUGCCAGUUUAGAGCUGAUCAUACAGUGUUCUUUGGCCAGCAUUUUUUCACAGAGAUGGACAGUGUCUGAAUGCGGGUUGGCAAUUAGACCCAAAACAGGCCUCCAGGAUUGGAACCCUCCCAGUCCUCAAGCCUGUGCUUAAGGCUGGGCCCUCUGGUGGCAAGGUCCCAGCAUGAGUUGGAGAAGGGCCACGGACCACUCAGGUCCUGUGUGUGGAUAGCCAGUGGAUGGUAGAAAGGAGAGGCUGGGUCACCAAAGGCUUCGAAAAGGAAGGACAGGAAGGGGCAGGGGGCUGAUGGUAUCACCACGUAGUCCACCAGGAUCACUGCCAGUAUGGAGGGCAGUGUCUGCCAGGUACACUGGCCCUGCUUUGCUGCCUAAGAUUCAGGCUCGACCCUGCUAGCAAUGCCUGAGAUACAGAAAGCAUCUUUGGGGAGGAAUGGAAUGAGAGUCUGGCUUUCAGGACCGUGUGGAUAGGCGUCCCCUUGCCACUGACGGGUUCUAAGGCCAGCAUCUGCAAAGAGGCCUCCCCUGGUUUGGUAUUGGAGAGGGGAAACACACAAGGUUCCCCAGGGUGGAUCCACUCCAGUGACUGCAACACCUAAAACUAACAGGUCAUGCUAAUGGGCUACCCCUUGUCAUCUACCUAUCCUUGGCUGCAGACAAAUCAUCAAGGGUAGGAAAGACCUGGCCUGACCCUUUAGCUCCUAUGUGGGCAGGGCUUCCUCUCCCAGAAUCCUGUGCGUGCCCCAAGUCAAUCUCCCUUCACCUCUCUUUCCCCCUAACAACCCAAACUCCAAAAUACAGCAAGUCAGAUGUAAACCGA
Messenger RNA from Jaculus jaculus (lesser Egyptian jerboa), 2342 nucleotides. RefSeq names its product von Willebrand factor A domain containing 1 (gene Vwa1). Gene Ontology annotation, molecular function: protein binding. NCBI's taxonomy places the organism in Eukaryota, Metazoa, Chordata, Mammalia, Rodentia, Dipodidae. The coding region runs from base 31 to 1272 and encodes 413 amino acids. The record is from RefSeq and is a predicted model, not a curated record. The transcript is spliced from 4 exons.